Messenger RNA from Daucus carota subsp. sativus, 919 nucleotides. RefSeq lists its product as uncharacterized. Lineage: Eukaryota; Viridiplantae; Streptophyta; Magnoliopsida; Apiales; Apiaceae. The record is from RefSeq and is a predicted model, not a curated record. Bases 31 to 741 code for a protein of 236 amino acids. Gene Ontology annotation, molecular function: protein binding. The transcript has 5 exons.
UUUAUUCCCAAAUAUUGACUUGAAAUUUGGAUGAAUAUUACAUUUGCAUCGAGUAUUGAAACCAGACAGAAUGCGAAGAAGAUGAAAUUGACAUGGAAGAAUAAAAACAAGAAGCGUCCUCUCUCAUUCACAAAUCUCCCUUUCGAACAAGAAGAUGAAGAUGAUUAUCAUCAUCUCGAUAACAGCAGCAGCUCUUCUAAACUUUCCGACACAUCUUGUUCGCAUGAUGAAGCCUCGGCCGCCAACCUCGCCGACUCGUUUCGAGAGCAAGGUAACAACCUUGCCGAGAAUGGGAAAUACCAUGAAGCACUUGGAAAGUGGGAAACUGCUCUUACUUUAGUGCCUGACAGAGCGGAAUUGCAUGAACAAAAGGCUCAAGUUCUUCUUGAAAUUGGGGAAGCAUGGAAUGCAUUGAAAGCAGCAACUCGAGCUACUAUAUUGGAGCCUUCAUGGGCUGAGGGAUGGAUUACCCUGGGAAGAGCACAGCUAAACUUUGGAGAACCUGACAACGCUAUUGAGAGUUUUGAUAAAGCAUUGGCCAUCAAGCCCGAUUCUGCAGACGCACGAGAUGACAAGCAAACUGCAUUACAUCUUGUGAAGAAAAGAAGGCAACUUCAGUCAUCAGGCUUACGUGCCACGGAAAAUCGAUAUAUGGUUGGGGAGAAGACCGAGUACACUAGACAUGAUACGGAAGAAUUUAUUCCUUUUAUCUCUAAUCAGCAGAAGCAGCAGUCGGAGUAAGAUUGCAGUUUACAAAUUGCUUACUAAGUUGCCUCCUGUGUAGCCCUGAAAUCAAUGUGCUCUAGAUGAGAGUUGCUACUGGUGUUGCCAUGGACAAUCUAAGAAAUGGCUGUUUAACUGUUGUGAUAUAUUGCUGCCUAGAAUAUUUGUGGCUUGUAGUUGCUCUUGUUUCUUUAUA